Molecule: messenger RNA, 1713 nt
Organism: Gryllus bimaculatus (two-spotted cricket)
Lineage: Eukaryota; Metazoa; Arthropoda; Insecta; Orthoptera; Gryllidae
Source: the annotation of a GenBank genome assembly
AUGGCUACUAUCAAUUGUGUUACUGUGCUUACACCAAAUGGUAGAAGACCAUCUGUUAAAGUAACUCCAAAUACAACCAUUUUACAAAUUCUAGAAGAAGUGUGUUUAAAACAUGACUUUGACCCUUUGGAAUAUGAUCUUAGACACCACAGCAGAAUUUUAGAUACCACAAUGACUGUGCAGUUUUCUCGGUUGCCUAAUAAUGCACAAUUGGAAAUGGUAAAAGCAAAAAAGAUUCGGAGAGAAUCAGAAGUUCUUGUAAACAUCCAAACUGAAUCUGGUGAUAGACUGUCAGGUACAUUUCUUCCAUCUGAAUCUCUUUGGGAUGUUGUACUAAAACUAUGUCCAGAUUCAUGUGUAGCAAGUAAGCAACCUGCAAUAUUGUAUAUGAGGCAAGAAAUUUGUGGAAUGGAAAACUUGAAAGUGACAACUCUUCGUAGUUUAGGUUUAACAAGUGGUAGGGCUUUGCUGCGAUUGAUGUGUAAAACAGUAGAAGGAGAGCUUCCAGAACAACAAAAUAUGACAAGUAAACUUUCUAACUAUCCUCCUGGCAACCAAAUAGUAACAGUUCAUGCUGUUUCUGGAGACUCCCAGAAUCCUGAUAAAAUUGAAAAGCCAGUUCAUAAGAAACAGGAUUUAAAACAAGAGAUUCUGAAAGAAUCUCCAAAUACCAAAAUAAGCAAAUUAAGUUCAGUUGAUAAAACUACAGAAAAUCAACAAGUGAAAAGUAAGGAACCACUUGCAGGAGUUUCAGGAAAAAAAGAUUCAAGUCCUGGGGAACCUAGUAAAUCCAACAGAGCCCAAAAUACUCCUCCAGAAAAUCAAUCUCCCAUUAGUGAGAAACAGCAUCAGCAUGUAGGAAUCAGUGAUUUACCUGCACAUGGUGGUGUGAAAAAGAAACAAAUUCAAUCUUCAGUCGUAGAAAACAAGGAAGAUGUGUCUCUUGAAGAUAUUUUUAAAGCAGAAAUUGAGCCUCGUGAUAGGAAUCCAGUUAUCUUCAAACCUGGAAUGCGCCAGCCUACGAGUGAAGAUUUGCCAGAUGAAUUUUUUGAAUUGACACUUAAUGAUGUUCAAAAUCUCUACCGAGAAUUAAGAAGCAAACGUACAGAACUUGAUGAAUCUCCAUUGCAGACUUCUGCUAUAAGAAAACUAGAAGAAUCUAAGAGAAUACUUGGUAAUUUACACAAAUAUAAAAGAGCAGUUUUGCGGAUUCAAUUUCCUAAUCAAGUUAUUGUACAAGGAUCAUUCUCACCAGUAGAAACAAUAGCAAGUGUUCAGGAAUUUGUUAAAGGUUAUUUGCAAGAUUCAUCAAUAUCAUUUUAUUUGUACACAACACCUCCAAAAGAAAUUUUAAAACCAUCAUCUCGAUUAAUAGAAGUAAAUUGUGUUCCCUGCGCUCUUCUACAUUUUGGUUUGCCUAGUGGACUUCAAGAAAAUGUAAAUUACUUGAAAGAUGAAGUCAUGCAAGAAUUAGCUUCUCCAGAAGCAGCUGCAGCUGCGGUGACACGCUCACGCAGUCUCCUGACAACCUCAAUUGACAAGCGAUCCUUGCCUUCAACUAGCGGGACACAGCAGUUACUUUCUUCUGUGAGUGUAGAGGAAGCUCCAAAAGAUAUUGACAAUCAAGAGCCAUGUAGUAGUAAAACUGAUACCAAGCAUGCGGGAAAUCCAAAUGGUAAAGUGCCAAAGUGGUUUAAAAUGGGUCCCAAAUAA